AUGCUGACAGGCAGCUUCUUCAUUGCGGUGAUGUUCGGCGCCUCGCUCGGCACCAACGUCUGGUGCUUCUUCCGUAUCUCUGGUCGUCUCUUCAACCCUGCUGUCACGACAGCUUUCGUCAUUGUCGGUGCCAUCACCCCCGUCCGCGGCGUUCUCCUCUUCAUCACUCAGCUCCUCGGCGGUCUCGCCGGCGCUGCUCUUGCCGAUGUUCUGACCCCCGGCCCCCUCCUCGCUGAGACUACCCUUGGCGGUGGCGCUUCGGUCUCUCGCGGCUUCUUCAUCGAGUUCUUCAUGACCUUUAUGCUCGUCACCUCGAUUCUCCUCCUCGCCGGCUUCAAGAACCGUGCCACCUUCAUCGCUCCCCUCGGUAUCGGACUCUCGUUCUUCAUUUGCGAGAUGUUCUCCGUCAACUACACCGGUGGCUCGCUCAACCCCGCCCGUUCGCUCGGCCCCGCUGCCACCAACCACAACUUCCCCAGCUACCACUGGAUCUACUGGAUCGCGCCCCUCUGCGGUGCCGCGCUCGCCGCCGUCUUCUUCCUCAUCCUCAAGUACCUCAAGUACGAGACCAACCUUGGCCCCGACUGCGACGACGACGGAUUCACCUACGGCUACCAGCUCGACAUGCGCGACCGCAUGGAGCGCGUCGAGAACCACCUCGCCAACCUCUCGACCCACUACGUUCCCGCCGGUCGCCAGACCGAGGGCAGCAAGGUCAUCGCCUAA
Molecule: messenger RNA, 726 nt
Organism: Trichosporon asahii var. asahii CBS 2479
Lineage: Eukaryota; Fungi; Basidiomycota; Tremellomycetes; Trichosporonales; Trichosporonaceae
Product: water channel
Exons: 1
Coding region: 1-726 (241 amino acids)
Biological process (GO): transmembrane transport
Cellular component (GO): plasma membrane
Molecular function (GO): water channel activity
Source: RefSeq, a predicted model, not a curated record